Fusarium sp. VM40 is the source of this 2145-nucleotide messenger RNA. Lineage: Eukaryota; Fungi; Ascomycota; Sordariomycetes; Hypocreales; Nectriaceae. The record is from the annotation of a GenBank genome assembly.
AUGUCAAACUACGACCCGUACGACCGGGACUACUCUCGCCGUUAUGUGCGAGAGGAGCGUCGAGAGGAACCUCGCUAUCUCGACCCUCGAGACUCCUUCACCUCAAAGACCCACCGUGAGAUUGUUCCCCGCGGUCGCGAGGAUAGCGACCUAUCAAUAGAGGAGGUUCGACGGGACUUCCCUCCUCCUGGCACCCGCGACAUCCGCCGGGCCCGAUCAGCUGGACCAAACUACUACGAGGAAGAGUACGAGUAUCGUCGCGGCUACGACCCUCGCGACCGUGACCGCGACCACGACCGCCGCUCUCACCGAGGUCACUCCAGCCCAUACUAUGAAGAUGAGGAUCGCAAGUCGAAACCCAAGGGUAUGUCCAAGAAUGAGAAGAUCAUCGCAGCUGUCGCCGGUGCCGCCCUUUUGGCAGGCGGCAAGGAGCUAUACGAUCGUCGUGAGGCUAAAGAGGAUCGCACUGAAGUCCAGCGCAACCCUCUUUCAACUGCUGCUCUCGCCGGAGUCGGCGCCUUGGCUGCCUACCAGGGCGCUCAGUUCUACAACAAGCAGCAGGCCAAGAAGGACCAAAAGGCCAACAUGAUUCUUCAACGUGGCCGUGACGGCUAUUAUAGCGAUUACUACUCCGAUGAGGAAGACAGCCCCCGGGAGAAGAAGGGUCAUAAGAACUUCCUUGAAAGCGCCAUUGCAGCUACCGGUCUUGGUGCUGCGGUUAAGAGUCUUACCGGUGGCGGAGACGAUACUAGAAGCCGCAGGGGAGGCAGUCCCUCUAGCGACCGUUCUCGUUCCCAUGCAGGCGGUAGCGGCGGCGCCAACAAGAUUCAGAAGGCCGCCAUGGCUUCCCUGCUUGCUGGUGCCACAGAGGCAUUCCGUGUAGCCAAAGAGCCUGGCGGUUGGAAGGGCGAGAAGACAAAGCGCAUUCUUACUGCAGCUGCUGGUGCCGCUGCUGUCGAUACAGCAACCGAUGAUAAGGGAGGAAAGUUGGGCCUGGCCGAAUCCGUCAUCGGUGGUUUGGUCGGUAACCGCUUGAUUCGCGGUUCAAGGAACGACAUCGAAGAAGACCACAAGACCGGUCGUAGCCGCUCUCGCUCUCGCGCUCGAUCCAAGUCCCAGUCAGGUGGUGGCGGCGGAGCAAGCGGCCUUGCCGCCCUCGCGACUGCUGGCUUAGGUGCUCUUGGUGCAAAGAAGGUCCUGGACCAGUCACGAUCGCGAUCCAGGAGUCGCGGCGGAAGAGGAAGAGGCAGAAGCGCUUCGUAUAGUCCAUCUCCAGAUCGACGACGUCAGCGCAGUCGGAGCCGAAGUGUCGUUGACAAGGCCCGUAACGGCCUGGCCAAACUCGGUAUUGGCGCCGGAGCCGGUGCUGCGGCCGCCGACGAAUAUCAUCGACGUGACCAAGACGACUUUAGUGAGCGCGGUGGUGGCCGUUCUCGUCGAUACUCGGACGACAUGUACGAUGAUCGACGACCUGGCAGCAACCGAGAUUAUUACGACGACGAUCAAUCAUACCGCAGCAAGCCCAAAGAGCGGCGACGAGGGGGACGCUCUGACUACUCUUCCUCGUCAUCAGAUCUAGGAGAUUCUGAUGAAGAUGAAAAGCGAGCAAAGAAAAUGAGAGGUAAGCAACUUGUUACUACUGGCUUAGCAGCCGUUGCCACUAUCCAUGCAGCGCACGAGGUCUAUUCUAGUAUGGAGAAGAGGAAUGCACGACACAAGGCAGUCAAGGAAGGACGACUGAGUGAGAUUGAGGCCAAGAAGCUCAAGACCAAAGCAAUCAUGCAAGACGCCGCAUCUGUCGGCAUUGCUGCUAUGGGUAUCAAGGGAGCCAUAUCGGAGAUGAAGGAGGCCAAAGAGUUGACACAAGAGUGCAAACAUUUCAACGAAGAAAAGGCUCGUCGCCAUGAGAAGCGAAUGCAAAGACGCUUGCAUGAGCAAUCCAUGAGCGACGGCAGGAGAAGAGCUGAUAGCUGGGCCCCUUCGUCUCGGCGGAUCGAUGGGUACGACUCGGACAUCGAGUACGAAUACUUUGACCCAAGAGACUAUGAGGGUAAACCCAACAGAGGCAACACUUUUCCUGCAGAACCGUACGGGACAGACACUUACAGGAGAAAUCCCCGCAACGGUCUGCCAUCUCCCUAUUAA